AUGAAUGAAGAUGCACUCAUAUUCCAACAAUUCACAGAGCAACUUGAAGAGGAGGCAGAUGAAGAGUACUGGGAGAUGGGUGCUGCUUCACUCGGCGUCAUAGUGGGAGGUGCCGAGAUCUCACAUCAGUUACGGAAUGAACGACGUCGCGAAACCUGCCAAUAUCUUACCCGCCCUGAACUCCUGGAGAACCCCCGGAUUGCGACACCAUGGACCUCCCUUUACGACAGCAGGAGUGACCGUGCAUAUAUCACAACCAUGGGGUUCGAUGUUGCCACCUUCGAUUUCAUUCUCGAGUGGGGUUUUGUACAGACCUGGCUCUCAACACCCAUCCCCCGAACUGAUACCUCUCGUUCAGGAGAUCCACGACCAGGCGGCCGAUCUUUGGAUCCCCCAGGGGCCCUUGGCCUUGUCCUCCAUUAUCUCAGCUCCAUGAUGCUCGACGUCAGCUUGCAGCAAAUCUUUGCUCUCAUCCCUGCCACAGUUGUCCAGUAUCUUGACUUCUCACUUGACAUACUUCUCGAGGUCUUGCAAAGAAUGCCAGAUGCCCGUAUCAAGUGGCCGAAGGGUGGCCCAGGUGGUGAAAUCAUUGAUGCUGUUGUAAAUGCACCAGGCAGUUGGCACGAUGCUAAUGUUGCUCGUCCUAUUUUUGAACGGCUUCGCACACGAACACCACCUGGAUACUACCUCAUUGCUGACACAGCAUUUCCUCAUGGAACACAAUCCAUUGCAGGACGCAUUCGCGCCCUGCUCAAGGCUGGCCAGGCUGUGCGAGGUACGCCAGACGAGAUUGCAGAGCGAAUGGCCUAUGACCGUGAGCUUCUCUCAUAUCGGCAAACAGCCGAGUGGGGAAAUCGAGGUCUUCAAGGAGCAUUUGGUCAUCUCCGUGUUCCACUUCCCAUUGACAAUGCAGAACAUCAAGGAAAUCUCCUUGAGAUCUGCAAUCGCCUCAAUAAUCUGCGCACAAGACGAGUGGGAAUCAAUCAGAUCCGGACUGUAUACAUGCGAUACUGGCAGGACACAGCUGAGGACAUUGAUAUCUGGCAGAACUUUGAGAAUAUGCUCUUCUCAGAUCAACGAAAGAACGAUAGAGUUGCUCGCUUCCAUACUUACGCAGAAUACACAUAA
Cyclocybe aegerita is the source of this 1128-nucleotide messenger RNA. The record is from the annotation of a GenBank genome assembly. NCBI's taxonomy places the organism in Eukaryota, Fungi, Basidiomycota, Agaricomycetes, Agaricales, Hemipholiotaceae.